AUGGAGUCCAUGAGGUUGACCAUGGGGUCUGAGUUUGUAGUGAAGCUUUUUCAGAUGUUGGAGGAGCCUGAGAAUUAUCCAUACAUAUCAUGGAGUCCCGACGGAAGAAGCUUUGUCAUAUCUGAUAUUCAGGGAUUCUCUGAGUUUGUUCUCGAAAGGCAUUUUAGACACAAGAACUGGAGCUCCUUUGUUAGACAGCUCAACAAAUAUGAUUUUUACAAGGUACGGAGGGAUGGGGAGAGGGCACAAUGGGAAUACCGAAACAAAUAUUUCCAAAGAGGAAGGCCGGAGCUUCUGGACAAGAUCCGUAGGAAGAAAGCACCGAGCGAGUGCGGGGUGUCUGGAGGCUCGAAUCCAAAGCAGAUUGAAAGCGGCAUAGUCUACCAGUCGCAUGUGCUGAAUGCCAUCCGGAGUAUUUCGAAGUAUCUUCAGACUGUUGUCGAGGACAUCAACGAGAUAAAGAAAUACAUUUAUCACGAGAGGAUGAGGAUUGCUUCCAAGACAAAUGUGCUGUUUGUCAAGAAGGAUGUUCCUGGGUCUGAGUGGAUAUACAGUGCUCUAAAGAUUCCCAAUUACUCUUUGACAAUAGUAGAAGAAAGUACAGACAUGAAGAAUGUGAUGAAAUGGAAGUAUGAUGUAGUUGUAUUAUAUGCGGAUGCGCCUGAGUGCAGCAAGGUUGUGAGCCGAAUAAGAAGCGAGGACGAGGAUGUUCCUAUUGUUUUGGUUGUAGACGAAGGAUUCAAAAGCGAAUAUAUGAGUAUUUUGGGGAUAAGGGUGACAGAGACUCUCUUGAUGCCCCUUGAGCCGGGAGACUUGGUGGAUGUUGUUAACAAGCAUAGGAGUCGAAGAGGCCUGGAGGGGGGUUAA
Molecule: messenger RNA, 867 nt
Organism: Encephalitozoon intestinalis ATCC 50506
Lineage: Eukaryota; Fungi; Microsporidia; Unikaryonidae
Product: heat shock transcription factor
Exons: 1
Coding region: 1-867 (288 amino acids)
Biological process (GO): regulation of DNA-templated transcription
Molecular function (GO): sequence-specific DNA binding; DNA-binding transcription factor activity
Source: RefSeq, a predicted model, not a curated record